Molecule: messenger RNA, 5771 nt
Organism: Epinephelus fuscoguttatus (brown-marbled grouper)
Lineage: Eukaryota; Metazoa; Chordata; Actinopteri; Perciformes; Serranidae
Gene: sh2d3cb
Product: SH2 domain containing 3Cb
Exons: 12
Coding region: 106-2739 (877 amino acids)
Biological process (GO): positive regulation of peptidyl-serine phosphorylation; small GTPase-mediated signal transduction
Molecular function (GO): phosphotyrosine residue binding; guanyl-nucleotide exchange factor activity
Source: RefSeq, a predicted model, not a curated record
UUAGAGAGCAUGCGGCUCAUUAUCACACCGCAGCAACAAGUGGCACCAACUGUUUUUAUGGACGUUUUAUAUGAGUGAAGAUAUCAGGAAGUCAACAUCUCAGCCAUGAACAAACGAAAACUGAGUUUCAAAUGGUUCGGGAGCCUCACCAACCUUUCCGCCCGCCGCCCGUCAGAGAAGACCAACAUCAAGGCAAUCCCAGAGCAUGAUGGGAGCCUCGGUGGUGCCAAAUCAGCAGCGGGGGAGCAAGUGGUGGAUGACAUGGGGGACUGCCUCCGCAGCCCCAGCUACGCCUGCUCCAGCGAGAUGUACACACAUGUGGGCACUGUGCCCCGCAGCCAGAAGUCGAAGAGCUGCAAGGGGCUGAAGGAGAAGAAGAAGAAAGAGGAGGAGGAGGAGAGGGUGAGUGGAGGGCAGAGCCAGUGGAAGGCGGGGGAACAUGUCCGAGACUCCCCUCUGCUCAGUGCCCUGUCCAGCCUUAGUGUGACCAGCCUGGACCGGCCUGUUUCUGCCCGGCCGCUGCCCGCCACCCCGACACUCAGCCGGGCUUCACCUUUGACCUCAGCACCCGAGUCUUGCUUCCGUGAUCCUCCAGCGGACCCCAUUAGGAGCCAGGGGUCUUUUUUACAGAGCAGGGAUGCUUUAGAAUCAGGUAGAGCUAUGGAGCCCUCAAACAUGACAGCUAACGGCCCCAAAGUGGCUCCGUCGCAGGAUGUGUAUGUGCCGAUGGACCCGAUAGCUGAAGCAGCUCGAAGCCACGUGGGCGAGCAAACAGAGAGGCAGCGAGGCGUCACCAGCACACAGGAAACCACAAGGACUGUGAACGGCUUGCAGGAAGUGAAGCGUGUUAACAGUCAGCAGGACCUGACAGACAGCAGCGGAGAAUAUGUGAAGUUCUCCAAAGACAAGUUCUGGUUGGAGCCGGCGACGGAGAAACUGAGGAAGCAGCUGGAGGAGGAGCUGAAGCUGAGCGGCAGCAACCUGAAGAGCCACGCCUGGUACCACGGACGCAUCCCCUGGGAGGUGUCAGAGAGCCUGGUGGUGAACCACGGCGACUUCCUCAUCAGAGACUCUCAGUCCAGUCAGGGCGACUUUGUCCUCACCAGCCACUGGGAACAGAAGACACUUCACUUUGUCAUCAGGAGGACGGUGGUUCAGUCCGGUGAGACGUACACUCGGGUACAGUACAGCCUGGAGGGCGAGGCCUUCGACUCUUUACCGGCUCUUGUUCACUUCUACGUGGGCAGCAAGGCGGCUUUGACCCGGUGGUGUGGAGCUCAGAUUCACCAUCCGGUAAACAGGACGCUGCCUCUCAGCUACCUGGAGACGGCCUUUGGCACUGCCGUCAGCCCGCCUUCCUGCCACAGCGGAGAGGAGAGGGUUUGUCCGAGAAGUCCUUCCUCUCUCCACCACAGGGAGGCAGAUGUGAACAGUGAGCAGGACGACUGGCCUCUUCUGACUGCUGGAGAAUCCUCUGUCUCUCUGAACAGCAACACGCCACAGUCCAGAAGCCCUAGCAGUAGCCGAGCAACCAGCGUGGCCCCAUCCCCGUCCCUCUCCAGGCGCUCGGAUACCGCCCGACCCCUGCCCUCUCCCAGCAGCACCCUCCACAGACAGUGUGACGACAGACCCCAGCCACAUCUGAACCACGACUCCCCAUCCUCUGAUGCAGGUGGGAGCUGCUACACGGAGCUGUAUCCCGGCCCCCAGAGCUAUGUUGAGAGGCUGCGGGCGGAGGAAGGGUCAGUGGGCGUAGAUCCACUAAGGUCGGAGGACGGGAACGUGUACUUCUCGCCUGUAGUGGAGACGGAAUCAUCAUUCAAACCAAGCAGGUACCAGUCAUCGCUGAUGCCCAAGGAGAAUAAGCCUUUGGAGGUGGCCAUCCUGCGGAGGGUGAAGGAGCUGCUGGCCGAGGUCGACCCCAGGACAGCAGCCAAACAUAUCACCAAGGCUGACUGCAUGGUGGCCAGAAUUCUGGAGGUGACUCCGGAGGUGCAAAGGAUGAUGGGAGUCAGUUCUGGCAUGGAGCUGCUCACGUUGCCACAUGGCCAACAGCUGAGACUGGACCUGCUGGAGAGGUUCCAAACCAUGGCCAUCAUGUUGGCCGUGGAUGUGUUGGGCUGCACAGGGACGACAGAGGAGAGGGCCAGCCUGCUGCACAAAAUCAUCCAAAUCGCAGCUGAGCUCAAGAGCACCAUGGGCAACAUGUUCGGCUUUGCAGCCGUCAUGAGAGCUUUAGAGCUGCCGCAGGUGUCCCGGCUGGAGCAGACCUGGACGGCGUUACGGCAGCGACACACAGAGGGCGCUAUCCUCUAUGAGAAAACUCUGAGGCCGUUCAUGAAGAGUCUGAACGACGGGAGAGAAAGCUGUCCACUGUCCAGCACCACCUUCCCACACGUCCUACCCCUCCUGUCUCUGCUGGAGAAGAGCGUGGCGGUUGGUGAGGGGACAGAGCCGUGGGAGACGGUGGAAGUCGGUGUGGACGUGGUCAUGUUCCACCUGGGGGCGGCCAGGACGAUCGCUCAGCUGGGGGGCAUCUACCGCUCCAACGCUGAGAGCAAACUACAAGGUUUCCAGGAGCAGGCGGAGGUCCUGGAGCUCUUCCUCACUGACUUCCAGAUGAGGCUGCUGUGGGGGAGCAGGGGAGCUGAGGAGAGCCAGACUCUACGAUACACCAAGUUUGACCAGGUGCUGACCGCCUUGUCCAACAGGCUAGAGCCACCGGUCAGACCGCAGUGACCCCAGAUCAGUUUUUAAUGAUUUUGUUUAUCCUGGGUCUCAUCUCAUUCCUGCACGGGACAGUCUGUUGGACGCUGAGCAGCUCCUGGGGUCUGACGCUUUGCUCUAGAGCAACUGGAAGGUCAUUAAAAAGGAAGAGCAUGAUGGUGCUUCCACUCCAGCCAUAAACACACUUCAUAUGCAUCCAGACGCUAGAUAAACCACACUCAAACAGUAUGCCACUUUUGUCGGUCUAGGAUUCAAAUUCCAGGUCAAAAGCACAUCAGCAGGAUGAAUGUUCGCCUGAAAUGUGUUCUCAUACCGGUACUCAGUACUGUUUAAGUUAACUUAAUCUGAAAGUCAGAGUUGUUGAAUAAAUUGUCAUGUUGACAAGAAUUUGAGUUUCUGGAAGGAACCACCACUAGAAGUUUGAGGUAGUACAGCACCCUGGAGGAGAAAACAUACAAACCAAGGACUCGCAAAAUUUACAGUACUAUGGCACAGACACAGCUCUUGAUUUAGUGUUUUGUUUUGAUUGUUACUCCUCUGCGCUGGCAACAGGUGUGGCCAGAGAUAGUAUGUUUUCGGGUUGUCCGUCUGAUUCUCAUGAGCACAGUAUCUCAAGAACGCCUUAAGGGAAUUUCUUCAAAUUUGGCACAAAUGUCCACUUAGCCACUUAGACCUCAUAAAACAUAUUUUAGCUGUAACUCUAGAAUUCAUAUGGUAAUCAUGACAAAAUUUCACACAAAUGUCUAACAGGAUAAAAUGAUAAAGUGAUAAUAAUGUAUAUCCAAAAGGUCAAAGGUCAGCUUCAAUGUGACAUCAUAAAGUUCUGCAGAAACACUUUUAUUUCCAUUACUCAGCGUCAUAUCUCAGGAACAGAAGGGGAAACAUUUGGUCAGAUACUGAACUGGUAACUAAUCUUGAAACUGACUGGAAAGAUCUUCUGUGCCAUUGGGGGGAAGAUGCGUGUGAAGCAACCACAUGGUUUUCCCCGACAUGGAUAUAAAUUGUAAAUGAAAGCUGAGUGGUUCAUGGAGGCAUACACCUGCAAAGCAGUCAUUUUAGUUUCCCCAUAAACUCAUAUUUUCAUCGACCAUCCUCCUGACAGUCUCAUUUACCACUAUCUGAAUUCUUAACUGAGAACACUUUUAAUGAUUCAAAGUGCUAGUGCCAGAGCCAAAAAUCAGCUUUAUCCUGCCAGCAUCUUUUAUUUAAAGAUUUAUUUUGGCAUUUUUGCUUUAUUUUUGAUAGUAAGACAGAGACAGGAAAGGGAGGACGACAUGCAGUAGGGCCGAGGCUGGACUCAAACUCUGGCCGCUGCAGUAAGGACUCAGCCUUAAUGGUACGCUCUACCCAUUAAGUGAGGGCUCCAGAAUCUUUAAUUUAACAUGAGGACUUCAUCCAUCUCACAAGGAACCAAAAUGUGAACAUAAGAUAUCAGUGUAAAUAUGUGGUACUGUGCCAGGUUCUAUUGUGGUGUGGUACUUCUGUUCUGCAGAAAGAAAAACAGGAAGUUGUUUUCUGUUUCCGAAAACAGUGUUGAGGCAAUGUUGCAACUCCACUUCGACAAAAGAGGAAUGAGAUGAAAAUGUCUCAAGAGUACUGUCACACUUUAGUAAUGCCCAGAGCAGCACGGUUCACACAAAGGUCAGUUCCAAAUGUGCACACCUGAGAGAAGCUGCCCAGAUCACUUUUUUACACAUUCCAAGAACCUUCUUCUCCGUACAUGUCUGACACUAUACAGAGCAAUCACGCAACAGUUCUGUCAGGUUACAUGGUACAGAUUCAAAAUGAUCAACCAUAGAAGAAAUUAAACAUGAUUUCUUUAUUUUAUUUGGUUUACUUUACAGGGAUAGCUCACAACUAUAAACAAAUUUACAUCUGUUGUCACUGGGCAGAAAACAGAAAAUAACAUCUGUGUUAAAGGUCCAGUUUUAAGAUUUAGGGGAUUUACUGGCAUCUAGUGGUGAGGAGUGCAGAUUGCAACCGGUUGAAAUUUCUUCAGGUAAGAAUUACUUCCUUCAGUGUUCAUUGUUCACCGUUGUGCACCGGGAGCAGAAUUAUCCGCAGAGGUCUCUUCUUGUCAUUGAGGGGCUGUUGACUACAUUGUCUGACGUGAAAACACAAAUGACCCCAUCUAGAGCCAGUGUUUGGUUUGCCCUUUCUGGGCUACUGUAGAAACACGGCAUUGCAACAUGACAAUCUCUGUAGAUGAGGACCUGCUCCCUAUGUCUAUAUAAACGUUUCAUUCUAAGGUAACAAAAACACAACAAUUCUUAUUUUCAGGUGAUUAUACACUAAAGAAAACAUACUUCAAUUUUAUUCUAUCUCUACCAAUAUACCCCCUAAAUCGUACACACUGGACCUUUAAGUGAAUUAAAACUGCAAUAUAAAAACACAAAUACAAGACAGUACAUAUUCACUGUACAGCAACAAGACAUCACAACAUUAAGACGCAUGAUAACACGUGCAGUAAAGAUAGAUAUACUCAGUAAACCUGAUGAUACAUGCAGUGUGUGUAAUGUGUAAUGUCCCUCACAGUAGUUGGCGAGAUCAGGCUGUGCCUCGGUCUGAUAGAUUAAUGUAUAGAAAUGUUUUCACGUCUGCCUGAAGGCUGGGCCUUCCCUAAAUCUACACCUGUAUGAACUGUAUGUCAUAUUGUACAGCCCAGUAACAGAAUAACCUUGUAUCUACAUUUCCAUGUUUUUGUAUUAUGUCCAUCAUCAUGUGUUAAUCAGUAGGAUUUUCUAAUUUGACGUUUAUAUUUAAUGUAAUCUUGGUGGAGAUUACUGGUGCUGUAACCAGUGCGGGGGUCAGUUCAGAACUUUGGUUCAUUUUUAAAACCUUUUUCUUCCUGUUUCCUUCAAAAUAAAAGCUGUACACGUCUUCACAUCAUCACACAUACUGUAUCUCUCAUUAUCACUGUGAAUUGAAGGUGAACUGAUCCUAACCACACGAGUACAGCACACAGGUACAGAGCGUUUCUAUUAAUUUAGUAUUAAUGUGUAAUAUUUAUCUGAAAUGUGAAAUGUAAAUAAACAUGUUUACCU